AUGACGGGGGCGGCGGCGGCGGCGCGGGGCCUGGCGGAGGCCGUCUGCGCCGCCGCCGGCCGCGGCUGCUUCCGCGAGGCCCUCUCCCUCUACGCCGCCCUCCACCGUAGCGCCGCCGCCGUCUCCGGCGGCGGGUGGGAGACCUUCGCCGCCACCGCCGCCCUGAAGGCCUGCGCCCGCCUCCCCCACCUGCGCGGCGGCGCCGCCAUCCACGCGCAAGCCCGCAAGCUCGGCUUUGCCCCCUCCGACGUCUACGUCCACACGGCCCUCGUCGAUCUCUACGCCAAAACCGGCGGCGCCACCCACGCCCGGAAGCUGUUCGACGAAAUGCCCGCCCCAAACACCGUAACCUGGAAUUCCCUCCUCUCCGCCCACGUCAACUCUGGCUGCCUCGCCGCCGCCUGCGAGGUCUUCUUCGCAAUGCCAGCGAGAGACGCCGUCUCGUGGAACGCGAUGAUCUCGGGCCACGCCAAAGCUGGAGACAUGGCCGCCGCCGCGGCCCUGUUCCAGAGGAUGCCGGAGAAGAACGCCGAGUCGUGGAAUGCGCUGAUCAGCGGCCUUGCCGCCUGUGGGGACAUGCCGUCGGCGAGGAAACUGUUCGACGAAAUGCCGCAGAGGAGCCAAGUCUCGUGGAUCGCCAUGAUCGGCGGCUACACAAGGCAGGGGGACGUGAUUGCCGCAGAGCACCUGUUCGACGAAAUGCCGCGCAGGAGCACGCCCGCGUGGAACGCGAUGGUGGCGUGCUACGCGCAGAACGGGCGCCCGCGGGAGGCGCUGCUGCUGUUCUUGAGAAUGCAGAAGACCCACGUCGGCGGCGGAGCGGAAGCCCAGCCGGACGGGAAGACCUUCUCGAGUCUACUUUCCGCCUGCGCGCAGCUGGGGGAGCUCCGCUUCGGCCGGUGGGCGUUGACCCACAUCGCCGCCGCCGGGAUCCCACUGGACGACCAUCUGCGGACGGCCCUCGUUGACCUCCACGCCAAAUGCGGGGACAUCGACGGGGCGUUCCGGCUCUUCCGAGGAUUGACGCUCAGGGACGUGGUCUCCUACAGCGCGAUGAUCGUCGGCUGCGGGAUUAACGGCAGGUCAACCGAGGCCAUCUCCCUGUACGGGGAGAUGGGGGAGGAGGGGAUCUCCCCCAACGCCGUCACCUUCGUUGGGUUGCUCGCGGCGUACAGCCAUGCGGGGAUGGUGGAAGAAGGCUGCCGGUGCUUCGCCGGCAUGGCGGCGGAGCACGGGAUCUCUCCGACGGUGGACCACUACGCCAUCAUCGUCGACCUCCUCGGCAGGGCCGGCCGGCUGGAGGAGGCCUACAACGUGGCCUGCCGCAUGCCGGUGGCGCCGCACGCUGGCGUGUGGGGGGCUCUGCUGCUCGCCUGCCGGCUGCACGGUGGCGUGGAGCUCGGCGAGGUUGCCGCCCGCCGCUGCUCCGAGCUCGAGCCGGAUUCAGCCGCCCACCUCGUCGUCCUGGCUAAUAUCUACGCCGCCGCCGGCAGAUGGGACGAGGCCAGGGCCCUGUGGACUGCCAUGGAAGAGGGGGGGGUCACCAAGGUACGUGGGUGCAGUUGGACGGAGUCCAGUUGA
Spirodela intermedia is the source of this 1581-nucleotide messenger RNA. NCBI's taxonomy places the organism in Eukaryota, Viridiplantae, Streptophyta, Magnoliopsida, Alismatales, Araceae. The record is from the annotation of a GenBank genome assembly.